Messenger RNA from Penaeus chinensis, 1924 nucleotides. Its product is annotated as protein Wnt-9a-like. The record is from RefSeq and is a predicted model, not a curated record. Gene Ontology annotation, cellular component: extracellular region. Gene Ontology annotation, biological process: canonical Wnt signaling pathway; cell fate commitment; neuron differentiation. The transcript is spliced from 7 exons. Gene Ontology annotation, molecular function: frizzled binding; cytokine activity. NCBI's taxonomy places the organism in Eukaryota, Metazoa, Arthropoda, Malacostraca, Decapoda, Penaeidae. The coding region runs from base 1 to 1395 and encodes 464 amino acids.
AUGAACAUGAACAAGCCGAAUUUCCGUCAGAGUGAGUUCGUUAUAGUGCUGAUCCUGGCGAGCCUGUGGGAGGACUGCCUUUGCGUCACAGGGAUCUCGAGCCGUCGUCCGCUUGACCAGGAUCUCGUCAACAACAUCUCAUCUCUCAACCUCAGCAUCACAGACCUCGGCAAACUAUGUGGUCGCGUGGGCGUGGAUGGGCGUGGGUGGCGGAUGUGUACCCGGUCCCCUGAGGUCGCGGGCGUGAUGCUGGAGGCCGCGUGGGUGAGCGUCGUCCACUGCCAGCGCGUCAUGCAGUACGAGCGCUGGAACUGCUCCCUCGGCCAUUCCCGCAUCAUGAUGGUCAAGAAAGUGUACCGGGAGACGGCGUUGCUUCAGGGCCUGUCGGCGGCCGCCCUCACGCACGUGGUGGCGAGGGCGUGCGCCUCAGGCCGCCUCACACGCUGCUCCUGUGACGAGUCGACCGUGACCCGGACGGAGAACAUGCGGGUGUGGCGCUGGGGCGGCUGCGGGGACAACCUAGCCUACGGCACCAGGUUCGCUCGCCGUUUGUUUGUGGGAAGGACUAAGAAAAGGAAGAAGACAAAGAACGGGAAAUCGUCACGGCGCGGCAGAGACUUCAAGUCCCGGAUCGACGCGCACAACGCUUUUGCGGGGAUGAAGGUGGUCCAAGAAGCAACAAAUAGUGCCUGCAAGUGCCACGGCGUGUCUGGCUCCUGUGCCAUGAAGACGUGCUGGCCUCAGCUGCCCUCCUUCACCCACUCCGCCCGCGCCGUCAAGGCCCUCUACGAUAAUGCCGUUUUGGCCGACGCCAUCAAUGAGGUCACCGGGAAGAGGAAGCGGAAGGGCAACCGAUCACGACGAGAGAUCGUCCGAAGCUUUAUCGGAAACGAAUCCCUUUCCGAGAUCGAAGCCGCGCGCCCUCUGCUGACGUCCGCCCUCCAGCCCGCCGAUCCCGCCGUCGCCCCCGCCCCCGCCCCCACCCCCGCCCCCGCCCCCGCCCUCGCCCCCGUGCCUCGAAGACAGAAGCGCGGAGAGCCGACCCGAAGCCAAGCCAAGCCACGUCGCGAAUCCGCAGGCCGCAGACGCAAUCGGGACGACGCCAAGCCUCGCAAAAUGCGCAAACCGAAGCGUACGAAAUCCGCCUUCGGGGACCCGCGAAAAUUCGUGUACCUCGACGACUCGCCGAACUUCUGCCGCAGGACAAAGUACGGGCCGGGAACGCAGGGGCGGGAGUGCCAGCUGGGGUGGAACUGCGAGAGCCUCUGCUGCGGCCGAGGCUACGACACCAUCAACCGGCUCGUGGAGGAGCAGUGCAAGUGCAAGGUGGUGCUGCGUUACCGCGUGCAGUGCCACACCUGUUCGAAGAUGACGGAUAUUUACACGUGCAAAUAGGAGAACAGAAAGAACAAGAGAAGACGUGCACUUCCAAAGCGGGGAAGUGAAAGAACCGAAGAUGACGAAUAUAUGGGACCAAAGUCGUUGAUCUAGCGCCUGUGUUUACAAAAAGAAUGACAUUUGACCAAAAACGUUUUGUAUGAAUGAACACUGUUCGAUCUCUAGUAUUUUUAAGGAUAAUGACUAAUGUUUAUUAAUAUUGAUCAUAAUAAAAUUAGAUAAUAAUGUAGUUAUCAGGAUAUGUGCGUAAAUAUGAAGGCAGAUAAGUAAGAAUGCUAACAAAAAUAUUUGACCGAAGGAAAGGUGAUCAAAGAGGAAACUUACUUUCCUUAUAUUCUUACUAUAUCUAUCGCUUCUUUAUUUGUUUUCUGUAACAUACGAGGGACAGAUCUGUUACCAGUGCGACUUGUAACCACAUAAACACAGACGGAACUAUGCUUAUCUCACUAUUGACGAGUUUUUGCUAAUGUCUUUAUCAAACGUAUUGUAAUGCCAUUAUGGAAACAUUCUAAGCACAUAAAGUAGG